This is a messenger RNA of Heteronotia binoei (common prickly gecko), 2864 nucleotides long. RefSeq names its product DnaJ heat shock protein family (Hsp40) member B6 (gene DNAJB6). Gene Ontology annotation, biological process: positive regulation of proteasomal ubiquitin-dependent protein catabolic process; protein refolding. Lineage: Eukaryota; Metazoa; Chordata; Lepidosauria; Squamata; Gekkonidae. The record is from RefSeq and is a predicted model, not a curated record. Gene Ontology annotation, molecular function: ATPase activator activity; Hsp70 protein binding. The transcript has 10 exons. The coding region runs from base 223 to 1185 and encodes 320 amino acids. Gene Ontology annotation, cellular component: endoplasmic reticulum membrane; cytosol.
AAAAAAAAAAAUAAUUCUAGAAGCUUCCGGAACGGCCGCUGUCUCGACGGAAGUGACGGCUUACUCUCCAUCGUGGAGGCGGGACCGCUUUCUGCAUGUGACGCACUUCCUGUUUGCGGCCUGGAAGGUAAGGAGGCCGUUGCUGCCGUCGCCGACUAGACAGCGGGAAGGAAGCUGCCCCGUGAGAGGAGAAAAGAACUUUGGUAACAAAGAAUCUAAAACAUGGUGGAUUAUUAUGAAGUUCUAGGAGUGCAUAGGCACGCUUCACAAGAAGACAUCAAAAAAGCGUACCGUAAACUAGCAUUAAAGUGGCACCCUGAUAAAAAUCCAGAUAACAAAGAAGAAGCAGAGAGGCAGUUUAAACAACUAGCUGAGGCAUAUGAGGUCCUGUCAGAUGCUAAAAAACGUGACAUCUAUGACAGAUAUGGAAAAGAAGGCUUAAAUGGAGGAGGUGGAAGCCAUUUUGACAGUCCAUUUGAAUAUGGUUUUACAUUCCGGAACCCAGAGGACGUCUUCAGGGAGUUUUUCGGUGGAAGGGACCCAUUUUCAUUUGACUUCUUUGAAGACCCUUUUGAUGACUUUUUUGGUAACAGACGAGGGACACGUGGCACCAGAAACCGAGGUGGUGGAUCCUUCUUCUCUGCCUUCGGUGGAUUCCCUGCCUUUGGGAGUGGGUUUUCUUCAUUUGAUACAGGUUUUACUUCGUUUGGUUCUUUGGGACAUGGGGGCCUUACUUCAUUCUCCUCAACAUCAUUUGGUGGCAGCGGGAUGGGUAACUUCAAAUCAGUAUCGACUUCAACUAAAAUAGUGAAUGGCAGAAAAAUUACUACAAAGAGAAUUGUUGAGAACGGACAAGAGAGAGUAGAAGUUGAAGAAGAUGGGCAGUUAAAGUCUUUAACAAUAAAUGGUGUAGCUGACGAAGAGGCCCUGGCAGAGGAAUGCAGACGCCGCGGACAAAAUGCCUUGCCUUUCCAGCCAACUACUGUCCGGUCUCCAAAGUCCCUCAAGCCAACCACCUACUCCAAGCAUGUCUUUCACAUUAAUAGCGAUGAGGAUGAUGACUUGGUCAUGACCGGAUGGGAAUCCCCCUUUUAUUCAUCAGGACACAAAGAAGUCAGCAAGAGGAAGAAGCAGAAGCUGAGGGAGGAGCAGAAGAAGAAGAAGUCGGCCAAGGCACCUUACUAAAAUGGACUGCGAUGCCCUCAAACAUCGAACCCCCUGCUCUCCUCCUAUUUAACACUACCCCAACCUACCCCCUCCCCGAUUCCUGGUGCAUACCUUUCUCAAUGUUAUAUUCACUUAGCGAGGGAGAUGGUAGUGACUCUUGUUUCAAAGUAUGCUAAAGUUGCACUAUCCUGCUUCAUUGCCACACAUUUGCUUCUGUAAGACUGCUCAGUUUAUUGGUGCUCCGCUGUGAAGUCUCUCCCACUGAAACGGGUGGGUCUUGCUUCUCAAGUAGCAUGUUUAGGGUCAGAAUUAUCAGACGCACCAACAUGAAGCAAUCCUGGCUAGAAAUGUAUUGUAAUUUGAAAUUUGGAGAAUGCAAUGUUGUAGAUGCCUUUGACCGCUUUCUUUUCCUGGGGCUAAAUCCACCAUAGCUGAGUGCAUUUUUCCUCAGGUUUGUGUAAGGGAUGGCUUGGAUCCUGUAGGUCCCUUCUGUUCCACAGACAGUGGACUUUUCUUCCAGAGUAAGGAACCUUUUGUUCAGAGGGAGGUUUCCUGGCAGAACAGAUCAACGGGAUCCAACCCCAUCCCUUUGUUUUAGAAAUGGCCACUUGGAUCAGGCACUUUUAUUUUUUUUUAGAGUAUAAUGUAUUUCUCAUCUAAGUUUCCCACUCAUAACGGCAGGGUAGAGUUUUAAACCAAAUUCAGAUGCAAUGGUUGAGUGACACGAUCAGCUUUUUUUGCAUUAUUUAGGUAUGCAUUGCAUCAUGCAGACGUGAUCUGAGAGUCAGUUCCCAGUGAGCCACUUGUGGGAUUCUUCUUUAUGGCUUCCUCAUAGUUCCCCGAAAAUAUCAACUCCAGUACACCGUCUGCCCUUUCACAUAGAGCCAUAUCUCCAUUGAUUAGUCAUCACCAAUCAUGAAGACCCAGUAAAUUCACACCCAGAUCAAGAAGAAAGACUACAAAGCUAAAAGGGCUUCCUUUGCCCAGCCACCCUUCCAUUGUUCUUAGGCUGACUCGGAUGGAGGGACUGCCUUGGCCACAGAAGCCUUGGGUCACCAGCUGGAGGCCUCGUUUUGCUUGGUCUAGUCUCCAGUAAUUCAUGCAUCGUGUAUCCACUGAUUCAGAUUUGGGCUGAAUUGGGGAGUGAGAGUGUGCAAAUGCUUGCCUGGGAAAUUUAAAUGUUUGACUAUAGCUUCAUUCCUCCAUAUACAUGUUUUAAUCUGCAUGCUCCAUAACUUCCAUUAACCUCAUAACUGAGUACUAAGUUGCAUCCCCUCCCCCCAUUGCCUUCCAAGCAUGGUUAUUGUAAGUACGCUGCCUUCUUGCUGCUUAAUCCAUGAGCUGAAAUUGUCAGCAGCUUUGGUUUCCAGUGUUGGUUCCUACCUCCCACCUCCCUCUUUGCUAGUAAUGUGACCCUUAUUCUCCUUGGCACUGUUGGAAACCCACAUUUCCUGGAGAAAUUGUUCAUUAGUCCCCUAAUAACAUUGCAUAGGUAAGGAAGAUGGUGACACAAGAGGAUUUGGGGUACUUAUUCGGAUUUAGCUUCAGUGCUUGUAUUAUGGAAAUGUAAUCUUAUGCAAAUUUGUUGAGGUAUUUAAAAUUCUGAAACAAGGUACAGUAUCUUUUUUUUGUUACAUAAAUACCACUGAAUUGUGUCGUGCAGUGUUACUAAUAUUUAAAUAAAGUCUGUUCCCCUA